UAUUACAAUAUUUUCUUGCUGAUAAUUACUAAGAAAGUUCUUGCUUUCAGCAAAGAAGCUCCUUUACAAGUCUGCUACUAAUAUAUGGUGAAAUGCAACUUUCAUCCACACCAAAUAAUGUCUUUUCAUUUAAUUGUUAUUGCGUUGUUCAUAUCAGUAGGUAGCUGCGACGACUACAGCAAAUCAGACAAUUUGCCUUCAUCGUCUUCUUGUGGUGAUAUACAUAACAUAAGCUGCCCCUUUUAUCUCAGAGGCCUUGAGCCUAAUUGUAGCGAUUUCAGCUAUGAACUCUUCUGCCACAAUAACCGUACUUCAUUAUCUUUGGACACCUAUACGAAGCAUGUAUUCUAUGUGGAGGCUAUCAAUUAUGAAACCUCUUUGAUUCGGAUUGUUGAUUCAGUGCUGGGUGGAGAUAACUAUUUAUGUUCCUCCAACAACAUCCGUAGUACUUAUCCUUUCCGAAGGAAUUCAUAUCGCUUUUCCAGGGGACUGCUAAUCUAUCCGUCUACAGCCAGUCGACAAUUUAAUACGCCAAUAACAUAUAUUGAUUGUCCAGCUCCUGUGAAUUCUUCAGCUCGAUAUAUACCUUCCCCUCCAUGCUCAUCACCGUCAUCAGUCUCCUCGUACAUUAUUUUUGGACCUUUGAAUUCAUCAGAAGUGGAGAACAACUGUAGGAUUCGGUGGACAACUUUGGUGUCAUCCGCUUGGCAGAAAAUUCAUCAAACAUCCUUAUUUGAAUCACAAGACACUCCCGAGAAUUUCUACGGAAUUGAGCUUCCAUUUCAUUAUUUUUAUUGCCUAAAUUGUUCUGCUCCUUAUAAGUCAUACUGUGCCCGAGUCAAGGAAGAACUUUCGUAUUACGUCUGUCCGACAACCGUGUACACUUAUUGUGAUGAUAUCCGUGGCAUCUCAUUUAAAUGCGGCCUAGGGGACAACUUGCAAGCUUUCUCAAGGUGGUUUGAGGACAAUGAUUCAUCUGUAUACAAGAACACUGCUUUUGUUGGAGCUUAUUGUUAGCCGGAGAACUUGAGAAAUAAGGAUACUGUGGAAGCGAGCUGUAUGGGUAUUCUUUUCUCAUUCAUUUAAGCUUUAUUGUCUAAACGUCCGGAGUUAUGCUUGCAUGGCUUUCGGUUAGAUGAUAAACUUUCUUGAAAGAAAGAAAUCCCAGUUGCGGUUUAUUGUAUUUCGAUACAAUUCAUCUACGAUUAUGUAGACCAUUCAAAAAAAAAAAAAAAAGAAUUUACACGCACCGUAUCAAUCAAGUGGAUAAAUGAAAAGAUAGAUUUUGCGAAGUGAAUUGCACUAGGAAAAU
Molecule: messenger RNA, 1312 nt
Organism: Daucus carota subsp. sativus
Lineage: Eukaryota; Viridiplantae; Streptophyta; Magnoliopsida; Apiales; Apiaceae
Exons: 5
Coding region: 85-1017 (310 amino acids)
Molecular function (GO): polysaccharide binding
Source: RefSeq, a predicted model, not a curated record